Messenger RNA from Botrytis porri, 540 nucleotides. RefSeq lists its product as uncharacterized. The transcript is spliced from 3 exons. Lineage: Eukaryota; Fungi; Ascomycota; Leotiomycetes; Helotiales; Sclerotiniaceae. Bases 1 to 540 code for a protein of 179 amino acids. The record is from RefSeq and is a predicted model, not a curated record.
AUGAAUCAAGCGAAUCUCGUAGUCAAGCGCGCGCCAGUCGAACGAUAUUGGUUUUGGUUGAUAGAGAGAAGAUUGAAUGACUGGCCCCAGGCGCCAAAGUCUACUGAGGAGAAGCAGGCGCUUUUGCGCUUAGCUUUCGAACAGUGCAAAUUGCCCGUAAUUGAAAGUUUCUGGGCUAAGCGAGCUUUGGAGGCGGGAGACCCCAGUGUUGCGGAAAGCGCUGUUGAUGCCGAUUUUACUGUCUCCCAAUGCGUAGAGAGGUACGCUUUCACUCAGGAUGAUUUCCGUCAUAUAGAUGGCUCGGUCUUGGCUGUCGUGCCAAACCAGGAAGCUACAGACACGGUAUCCCCAGAGCAACAGGCGGCUAAUGAGGUCGAGCAGGCUCUCUUGUUUGGCGAAAGUCGGGAGCGAACUGGUUUUGGUGGUGUUAGCGAUGGUUUUAGCGGUGGUGAGUCAGGUGAAGAUAUUAAUGUGGAUGGAGAUGUUGUCAUGGGAUAUAUUUGGGCGGAUAGUGUUAAAAACUCGGAUACAAUGGUGUAA